This is a messenger RNA of Cyprinodon tularosa, 1530 nucleotides long. RefSeq names its product inhibitor of growth family, member 4 (gene ing4). NCBI's taxonomy places the organism in Eukaryota, Metazoa, Chordata, Actinopteri, Cyprinodontiformes, Cyprinodontidae. Gene Ontology annotation, biological process: positive regulation of apoptotic process; regulation of DNA-templated transcription. Gene Ontology annotation, cellular component: nucleus. The record is from RefSeq and is a predicted model, not a curated record. The transcript is spliced from 8 exons. Bases 114 to 863 code for a protein of 249 amino acids.
AUUUAAUUUAAGGUGAUAUGUGAAUACUUUAGACAUAAAGGCAAAGUUUCUCUCCUAAAAACCCCCGUUUGGUCCUUUUCCAAACGGAAGCUGCGUUGUUUACCCUUUCCAAGAUGGCGGCGGGCAUGUAUCUGGAGCAUUAUUUGGACAGUAUAGAAAACCUUCCCUUCGAGCUGCAGAGGAACUUUAAUUUGAUGAGAGAUCUCGAUCAACGCACAGAGGACUUAAAAGGACAGAUUGACUCUCUGGCUAAAGAAUACACGUCUAACGCCCGGACUCUGUCAUCUGAGCAAAAACUGUCCCUACUGAGGCAGAUUCAGCAGUCCUACAGCAAAUGCAAGGAGUUUGGCGAUGAUAAGGUGCAGCUGGCUAUGCAGACCUAUGAAAUGGUCGACAAACACAUCCGCCGCCUUGACACAGACCUGGCUCGAUUUGAAGCUGAUCUGAAAGAAAAACAGAUUGAGAGCACUGACUAUGAUUCCACCUCCAGUAAAGGAAAGAAAGGAGAAUCCAGACAGAAGGAGAAGAAGGCUGCUAAGACGAGAUCUAAAGUGAAGAGCUCAGAUGAAGAUGGAAGUCCCAAGAGUGCGCAGAAGAAAGUCAAACUUUUUCAGCAAGGGGAAUUCAACAGCCCUUCGUCCAACUUUGGCAACGUUCAUCCAUCCGAUGUGCUGGACAUGCCUGUGGACCCAAAUGAACCCACCUACUGUUUGUGCCAUCAGGUCUCCUAUGGCGAGAUGAUUGGCUGUGACAACACCGAUUGCUCCAUCGAGUGGUUCCAUUUUGCAUGUGUGGGCUUAACAACCAAACCACGGGGAAAAUGGUACUGCCCACGCUGCUCUCAAGACAGAAAGAGAAAGUGAUUCAACUGGUCACUGUGGACCAAAAUAAAGAUCCAUUGAAUGGAACAUGAAAAAAAGUUUUGUUAAUACAUCUUUAGCUUCACAUUUAUGUUUGACAUUUGGUGCUUUUUACUUUUUGUUUUACAUCCUUGCCUUGGUCUGAUGCGUGUGAAGGAGCCAGGUGGUUACAAACGUAUUUAAUUUUUGUUUUAAUAGAAAAUGUUUUUUUGUUUUUUUUUUCAUUUAGCUAUCUUUGGUGCUCUUUUUGUGACUUUUUCAUUUAUUUUGUCCACAUUACUAAUAUACACUACAGCUGGCCCUUUUGAUUUUGUAGUUGUAACAUGAAACAAUACUGUAUUCACAUGAUGUUCACACAUACAAGAAAAAAACUUUCUACAUAUUCUUAAUGAAAUGAACCUGAAAUGUUUUUUUUUAUUGUUAUAUUUCCCUUAUUUGAAAUUAAAACACUAUUUUUAGAAGAAAAAGAUAAAGAUUUGUGACAGCAUUAGAUGUAUGUCGUAGUGACAUAGGCCAUUUUCAUUUAACUUUUUUUUUUAUUUCAGUGCUGCAUAGAACUUAAAGACAUUUCUUGAAGAGUAUUUUUAUUUCUGUAGCUGAAAUAUUGGUGCCGGGUUGAGGGGAUGAUGGGGCUGUCAAUCAUUUCAAUACAGCUACUACCUCAAAAAAA